Molecule: messenger RNA, 1234 nt
Organism: Zophobas morio
Lineage: Eukaryota; Metazoa; Arthropoda; Insecta; Coleoptera; Tenebrionidae
Product: peritrophin-48-like
Exons: 6
Coding region: 52-1152 (366 amino acids)
Cellular component (GO): extracellular region
Molecular function (GO): chitin binding
Source: RefSeq, a predicted model, not a curated record
UAAAAAACUCAUUAAAAAAAAAAAUUUAAGAGUCUUCCUCGCGGCUUCAUCAUGGCGCUUGGCAAAUCUUUGGUACUAUUAACCCUUGUUGGGGUCUUCGUUUCUUUCACGGCCGCCGCUGACUGCGAUGGGCUGCCAGCUAACGAGAUGGUACCCAUCCCCCACGACGUCAACUGCUCCCUUUACUACGCGUGCUACAACGGCGACAAAACCCUGAUGACCUGUGACGAUGGUCUCCACUUCAACCCGACUGCCAAAGCGUGCGACUUCCCCGAGGUGGCCGGAUGCUUAAGUGCCGACCAGUGUACUGGAGUCAACCUGGACUACUUACCCUAUCCCGCCGACUGUUCCCGGUACGUAGAAUGCUUCAACGGGAAUUCGUACCUCAUGGAAUGCCCAUACGGGUACUACUUUGACUCUGGAACGAAAAUGUGCACUAUACCGGUUCAGUCGGACUGCGUCAAUCCUCCGUGGACUACUCCAAACCCGCUUUGUUGGAACGUGCGGCCUGAACAGACGGUACUGAUAGCGGACACAGACGAUUGCCAGAAGUACUGGGAGUGCCGUGGUUCCGUGUUGACUCAUGAGACGUGUCCGCCGUACUUGCUCUUCGACGAAUCCAGGCAAUUGUGCGACUUUCCCGAGUUUGUGAAUUGCGAAGGUCCUACGCCAACCCCGGAUCCUGAUUUCACCACAUCGGACACCGACGAUCCUCGCUGUGCUGACAUGCAAACUUCGUACUGGCCCCAUCCCACUCUCUGUGACGUGUACAUCGAGUGUUAUCGUGGGCACAGUUACCAGAUGGAUUGCCCACCUGGGCUUUAUUUCAGCGCCAUUGCGAAGAAGUGUGUGCCCCCUGGCCAGUCGGAGUGCGGGCGGACUACACCCACUGAAGGUCCUACGUAUCCGUCGGAUUGGACUGGGGAACCAGAUUGUCCUUAUCCUGAGUCUGAAGGAGAUCUGAGUCCUGUUCCUGGUGACUGUACGAAAUUCUACGAGUGUGCUGGGGGCAAAAAAGUCAGAUUUGAUUGUCCCCCGAAUUUGUGGUUCAGCGUUAACUACAAUGAGUGCGUUUAUCCAUAUCAGUCAGAGUGUACAUGGAGUAAGCUCUCGUUUCUAAACCGUAUAUAUAAAUUUGUGUUGAGGUAUUAAUGGAAACAUGAUGUGUAUUAAUAACUGUAGUUUAUUGGUUAAUUAAUACAUUAUGUGACAAAUAAAAGUAAACAGAAUCUUG